Nasonia vitripennis (jewel wasp) is the source of this 950-nucleotide messenger RNA. Its product is annotated as translocon-associated protein subunit gamma. NCBI's taxonomy places the organism in Eukaryota, Metazoa, Arthropoda, Insecta, Hymenoptera, Pteromalidae. Gene Ontology annotation, cellular component: membrane; endoplasmic reticulum. The transcript is spliced from 4 exons. The coding region runs from base 59 to 745 and encodes 228 amino acids. Gene Ontology annotation, biological process: SRP-dependent cotranslational protein targeting to membrane. The record is from RefSeq and is a predicted model, not a curated record.
GUUUCAAAGGGACACGUCGUCAUGUUGCUGCUCCGCGUGGAAAAUAGGCCGUCCGCGCAUGCGCCAGUUCAUUCUGCCACUUGUCAGGGAAAGCCGAGACCGUUCACCUGAUUCGCGGCGCGCGCCUCUUCACUGCCUGCUCCUUUUGCACAGAUUUAUCUCAGGGACUUCGCAAGAAGACAAACGCACGCUCAAAAUGUCUGGAAAAUCAAAAGCCUUCACGAAGGAGGAGGAGCUUCUGCUCCAGGACUUCUCGAGGAACGUCUCCACCAAGUCAUCUGCCCUCUUCUACGGCAAUGCCCUCAUCGUCUCGGCGAUUCCCAUCUGGCUCUUCUGGAGGAUCCACCUGAUCGAUGUCUACUCCAACCUGAUUUCCUUUGUCUUGGUGACCCUGGUCAGCACGUAUGCACUUGCAUUUGCGUAUAAGAACACAAAAUAUGUUUUGAAGCAUAAGAUUGCUGUUAAGAGGGAGGACGCCGUCACCAGGGAGAUGAGCCGCAAGCUUGCUGAGGACAAGAAAAUGAGCCGCAAGGAGAAGGAUGAGAGAAUCCUCUGGAAGAAGAACGAGGUUGCCGACUACGAAGCCACCACUUUCUCGAUUUUCUACAACAACGCUCUAUUCUUGGCGUUCGUCAUUAUUUGCUCGUUUUACAUUCUGAAAACAAUGACGCCAGCAGUAAACUACGUAUUCUCCGUCGGCACGGCGAGCGCCCUGUUGGCCCUCCUCUCCACGGGAUCGCAAUAAUCAUCGACCUUAGUAAUUUGCCACUCAUUCCUAAUUGCAACAAAUUUUGUUAUAACUUAUUCCAUGAUGAGACUUCGCUCGUUCAAAUUUUUUAUUAUCGAGCAACUUUUUUAUACGAGAGAGAUAGAGAGAGAGAGAGAGUGUAACUAUAGGUGAAAAUAAUACAAACUUAUUUAUAGUUAAAUUACAAAAAAUUGUAAAAAGU